AUGAAGAUAUCCUUAGAUCCGUACACACUUUUCAGACUGUAUGAAUUCGAGACCAAAUUUAAUGUAUGUCCAUAAAAAUCCAUAAAAACCUGUCCAUAAAAAUAAUUUUUUAAUAAAUUGAUUUUCAGAUAGAACCAUUAUUCCAAAAUGAUACAAAAAGUGAUAUAUAUGUCACAUUUUUUAAGGAUACGAAAACACCAAAUCGCGAAAAAGUUAUUGAAAUAUUAAAGGAAUGUUGCAGAAAAAAGGAAGGACCGAUUGAACUUGUUGGAGGUGUUGAUGAAAUGUUGGAGUGCUUUGAAAAGAUUCGUCGAAUUGAACAAAAUGGAAUGAGGUUCAGUUAAAAAUGGCGAUUUACUUGAAUUUUCUUUUUUCAGUGACCUUUCCUCAUUUCCAAAAUAUACUGAUUUUUCUGGUAAAAUUGUUUGUGUAUCAAAUUCUGAUGUUAUCAAACACAUAAAAUGGACCUUGGGAAAGAAACUCGGAGAAUUUUUGGAUUCUCCCUUUAAUUUUCAUAAAAUUGAGAGAUACGUAGCAGAUUAUUUGUGGUGUAUAACAGGGUUGGAUGAUGGAACUAAUAAAUAUCACAAAAUGAUAACCGAUGAUUGGUGGAGAAUCUUGUAUGCGAAAUUGAGCAGUUUGUGCAAUAUUGGACAUUUGGAUUUGAUCAAUCUACAAAAGAAAGAUCGAUUUAAAGAUCCAAAAGAAUCCGAUUUCAAGUUGUUCGACAAGUUUGCCUAUAAUGUACAAAUUAAAUAUUGUAUCCAUAAUUUGGUGCACUUUCUUAGAAUUAACAACAGUUCCAAGAUCACAACAGCGUAUGCUGCAAUCGAAUAUUUUCACAAUGCAGUUAAACCGCUUCGCAAGGAGAUGAUGUUUUUUAGAGAGCCAACAAAAAAGGUUAUCUUAUCACAUUUUAAUUUUUAACAAGAUAUUUUUUUUCAGGCCUCGCCAAACUUUAAACCAAUAAUUCGUCGAUUCAAAGGAGCAAACUAUAAAUUCUAUCUGGCAAAAGAAAUUAAAGAUGCAUUCCCAAAUGAGAAUAUUAUCAUUGAAAAUAAAGAAGAUAUCAAAAACAAACAAGUUUUCAUCGUAGAUUCCUCAACAUUUGAUGGAAUUCUUACAAAAUAUGGUGUUGAAAAUGUUAUAAUAGUCGAAAUUCCGAUUGAAACAAAUUCUCGAAACAAUAUUUAUCCAAUUUAUUGUUCCUAUGGAUUUCAUUGUCGUCCAGUUUGGGAAGCAAUUGAAGAAUUUUUAUACGAGGUUAUAGUUAUUCAUAAAUAUUUCAUGAAUGCAAAUAAUUUUUCCAACGUGUACAAAUUGAUUGAAUCGGAAGUGUUGGAAAGGUUUUUCGAAAAUUCUGAAAUGUAUUUGAUGGUAUGUCUUUUCUUGAUCACAGCUUAUUGUUUCUAGAAAUAUUCAGGGUAAUCUCGCAAUUCCAUUGGAUUUCAUUGAUAAAUUGGAUUCUGCCGCCUUCAAAUUUCCAUUCAAAGAAGCAUAUUCGAAACAUGAAGUUAUGCAAAUCAUCGAUGAACUAGUUGAAAAUCAUCAUGUCGAUGAAAAUGAAAUCAAUGGAAUCAUCGAUAAAGUAUUCGAAGUUAUCCCAAUUGGGUUUCUCAGUUAUAAACAAUUAAACGAUUUGUAUUAUCAAGUAAUUUUGAGAAAUCUUUUGAAAUUCUUCCCAAAAAUUGCAAGAUUGAAAGAGAAUCAAGGAAAAUAUAAGAAGAAUCUGGAAUCGAAUCUGAUUUACAAAGCUGUGGAGGAAUUUUAUGGAUCGAAGAAUAGCUAUAACUAUUCGAAUAGGCAAAGUUCAGCUAGUGGAACAAAACAAUUGGAAGAUUUACAAAAUGAGAUCGUUGAGCUGAAAAAGUAAGUUUCUCAUUCACUGAAAUCAAAUUUUCGAAUAAUCUGAAAUAUUUGAGACGGGAAACAAGUCAUCUUCAAGAAAUCAGAAAGCUGAGAGAAAAUCAAGAAGAAUAUGAAAAGUAAGAAUUUCCAGGAGUUAUUUUUUCUCAAAUUUCUUCAAUCAUUUUCAGACAACAACAAAAGCUAAUUCGUGCAGUUUUCAAUCUUCAAAAGCGUUUGGAUAAAAGUCAAAAUGAUUUGAUUGAUAGUAUCAGUUCAAAUCUGAACAAUUUAUCAUUCACUUUUCCAAAUUCGAGAGAAAUUCAAAAAGCCAAGAGAGAUUUGGAGAAAUUUGAAGAAAAUUUCAAUGUUUUUGAAUAA
Messenger RNA from Caenorhabditis angaria, 2226 nucleotides. Lineage: Eukaryota; Metazoa; Nematoda; Chromadorea; Rhabditida; Rhabditidae. The record is from the annotation of a GenBank genome assembly.